Setaria italica (foxtail millet) is the source of this 1161-nucleotide messenger RNA. RefSeq lists its product as uncharacterized. Lineage: Eukaryota; Viridiplantae; Streptophyta; Magnoliopsida; Poales; Poaceae. The transcript is spliced from 4 exons. Bases 1 to 1161 code for a protein of 386 amino acids. The record is from RefSeq and is a predicted model, not a curated record.
AUGGUGCCGAAGACAAGGAUGCCGCGGCGUUAUGCUUCUACUGUGCCAGUGCUCAGAUACAAGUACGAAGACGAGAAGGAGGAGGAGAGGGUCCUCCUCGCCAAGCUACCAAGCUCCAUCAAAGCACGGGAGAUGAGCCUAACCCUAGGCAAAGCAAUCCUCACGAUCCCAGCCGCCGGCGCCGGCGCCUUCCACGCGCUCACUGGCAUCCUCCUCAGCCACGCCAAGCUUGACGCCGGCGGCGAUGGCCACGCCCAUCUCGGGCACCUCCUCUCGUCAUCCUGCAGCCCGCGGCUGCGGAGGCUGCGGCUCAGGUACGUCGAGGGGAUCGCCGAGCUGCGGCUCGACGCGGCUGCCACGCUGGAGGAGCUCCAGCUGCUACGCCUCAACGGCCUCCGGUCACUGGACGUUGCAGCGCCCGGCCUGCGCGUGCUCGCCAUCGAGGAGUGCUACGGGAUCUCGGCGCCACGGCUGGAGGCGCUGGCGUGCGAUCACAUAGGUUGCGUGGGGCGGCUGCGCUUUGACGACGACGGCACGGCGUGCCUCCGGAGCAUGGAGAAGCUCCGCCUGUCGUCACACCGCCGGAUCUGGCUCCGCGGCACAGGCAGCUCAGAAGAUGAUGGCUGCGACAUGAGUGCGGCGACCUUGUGGUUCCUGCGGCACUGCACUGCAGUGAAUCGGCUCGGCGUGCAGUUGGAGUUGCCCUGGCGCCAGAUGGUGGCUAAGAAGGUGAUGAAUGGAGAAGAAGUUGAUUACGAAGACAACAUGCUGCAGAUACCGCAGCUUCCCCACGUCAGCAAUUUGAAAAUUGAAGUAGGUGACUGGCCAACAGGUGGACAUACAAUUGGAGCCACCGUAGCCAAGUUCAUUGCAAAGUGUACUGAAAUUGAAAAUCUCUCCAUUGACAUAAGCUACUUGGUCGAGAGGUGCUCCGAUCCAAACUGCUUCUGCAGCCACCCAAAGGGCUGGGAGGAUCAGAAGCUUCUCUUGGAACACCUAACAAACAUAGAGAUCAAAGGCUUCCUACCAUUUGACAGCCAGAUACGCCUCGUGCAGCUGUUGCUCGCAAGCACACCAUCACUUGAGAGAAUGACUCUGGCUCUUCAGAUGCUAGGAGUUGAAGGAAGUGAGGCGGCAAUGGAGCCGAUGAAGAUAAUCUAA